UAGAUAAGUACAGUAGGACACAGGUAAUUUGUUUGGUUAGCUUUUAAUGUGGAAAUAACUUUAUUUCCUUACUCUCAUAUGACAUUAUUUAGUUGAUAUUUAGCUGAUGACAUUUUAAUAUGUGAGUAAUAUCUCACGUGAAUGUAAUGUUAAUUCAUUUCGAAUUUUGCUGUAUUUUUGGCUAAUGACUGAUGCCCCCUGCUCGUUCUCUACAUCAUCAUGUGUGAGCGCGCACAGAAAGUAGUGGAGGGAGUGUGGCGCGCGCGCAAGUGUCAGCCAGAGUGCGAGAGGAAGAAGUGAGGUUUUAAACAGCGCUGGGUUUAAAAAUGACAUUGCACAAGGAAGAGAAUGAAAUAAGACCGAUUUUAUCCAUGGGAAUGCAACAAUAACUUUAUACACAUCGCGUUCUCUCAGUGUUUACCGUUUUUUCGUUAUCAGCUAUGUGAUGCUUUUUCUAUAGAUUGCAAGCGGAUUAUUUACAGGUAUGUUUUGGACUGUUCAAGACUUUAUGGGCAACAAAUAAACAUCGCAGAUACUUAAACUCACGGAUCAAAAUACCUGAACUGCAGUUUUGUCCAACAUGCCAGACGGAAUGCAGAUAAUACUCUUUGCAGCAACAGUGCUCAUUGCGCAUGACCUCUCAGUAGCCGAGCAGAAGAUGAAAUGCCCAUCCAGGUGUGAUGUGAGUAAAUGUCCGAGCCCGAUCUGCUCGAGCGGGUACGUGCCCGAUCACUGCAAUUGUUGUCUUGUGUGCAGUCUGAGUGAGGGAGCACCGUGCGGUCGGAAGGAUCACCCUCCAUGUGGCGAUGGGCUUGAAUGUAAAUAUCCAGCUGGUAAGCGACUUUCCAAGGGUGUCUGCCAGUGUAAGACAGCCCAUAGAGUGUGCGGCAGCGACGGAAAAACCUACGACAAUGUGUGCAAGAUGAGAGCAGCCGCGCGUAAAGCGCAACAACAAGGGCUCUCCAUAAUAACCCAAAGGCAGAAGGGUUCAUGUGCACCAUCUCGGUCAGGUCGUGCACAUCAGAACAGCCCACGGUACAAGUUUAACUUCAUUGCUGAUGUGGUGGAGAAGAUUGCACCUGCUGUGGUCCACAUUGAGCUUUUCCUCAAUCAUCCUCUGUUUGGACGUAAUGUCCCGUUGUCAAGCGGCUCUGGAUUCAUAAUGACGCAGUCUGGUCUGAUUGUGACCAAUGCACACGUGGUUACCAGCAGUGCAACUGUAACGGGCCAACAGCAACUACGAGUGCAGUUACACGAUGGCCAGACAUAUGAGGCAUCCAUCAGAGACAUCGAUAAGAAAUCUGACAUCGCCACCAUCAAAAUUAACCCAAAGCAAAAAUUGCCAGUAUUAUCACUGGGUCGCUCUGCUGAUCUGAGACCUGGCGAGUUUGUGGUUGCCAUUGGCAGCCCUUUUGCUCUUCAGAACACAGUCACGACUGGCAUCAUCAGCACAACACAGAGAGACGGAAAAGAGCUGGGCAUCCGUGACUCCGACAUGGACUACAUUCAGACUGAUACUAUCAUCAAUUAUGGCAAUUCUGGAGGCCCACUUGUUAAUCUGGAUGGUGAAGUGAUCGGGAUAAACACGCUAAAGGUGACUGCAGGGAUCUCUUUUGCCAUUCCAUCAGAUCGAAUCACUAAAUUCCUCGAUGAAUCUAAUCUUAAACUGCAGAAAGAUAUGCAAAGUUCUAAAAAAAGGUUUAUUGGAAUCAAAAUGGUCACGUUAACAGAGAACCUAGUCCAUGGGUUAAAAUGGCAUAAUCCAGACUUUCCGGAUAUUGGCACUGGAAUACUUGUACAUGAAGUUGUCCCAGAUUCCCCAGCUCAGAAAGGUGGGAUCGCAACAGGUGACAUUAUAAUGAAGUUAAAUGGGCAACCAUUGGUCAACACUGGUGAUUUACUGGAGGCCAUUCAAGGAGAUACGCCUCUCCUUCUGGAAGUUCGGCGUGGAAAUGACGAUCUGCUGUUCAACAUUGAACCUCAAAUAUUUAUGCAGUGACAAUGACAGAAAUAUGUUAGUUGGCUGAUGAAGAUAAUACAGAGAGAAGAAUAAUCUGAAGUCUAAAGUGAGCAGAAUUACUUAUCACCUUUGGUCUUCAGAGAAAAACAUCUAUUGCCUACUGGAACUUCUGAGCUGUUUGUUGUUGCAAUCUAAUUAUUGUAAUGUUACUUUAUUAAUCACAAUUAUCACAGUGUCUCUCACAGUGCCUCUCUGUCAGGCCUCACUUGAACUAAGUAAAAAGGCCAGAGACUAACACAUUCUUGCAUAACAUCUAAUAAAAAAU
This is a messenger RNA of Triplophysa rosa, 2285 nucleotides long. RefSeq names its product HtrA serine peptidase 3a (gene htra3a). The coding region runs from base 581 to 1999 and encodes 472 amino acids. The transcript is spliced from 9 exons. The record is from RefSeq and is a predicted model, not a curated record. NCBI's taxonomy places the organism in Eukaryota, Metazoa, Chordata, Actinopteri, Cypriniformes, Nemacheilidae. Gene Ontology annotation, molecular function: protein binding; serine-type endopeptidase activity. Gene Ontology annotation, biological process: proteolysis. Gene Ontology annotation, cellular component: extracellular region.